Molecule: messenger RNA, 1191 nt
Organism: Sipha flava (yellow sugarcane aphid)
Lineage: Eukaryota; Metazoa; Arthropoda; Insecta; Hemiptera; Aphididae
Product: zinc finger BED domain-containing protein 5-like
Exons: 2
Coding region: 1-1191 (396 amino acids)
Source: RefSeq, a predicted model, not a curated record
AUGGAUAAAUGGUUGGUAAAUAAGCGAAAAAUUGAAACUGAUGAAAACGAACCUUCAACUUCGGUUUUAAAACGAAAAAAAAAGACAAGAAAGUAUGAUUCAGAGUACCUAAAAAUUGGUUUUUCUUGGAAAGAAGAUAAUGAUGAACAACGACCGCAGUGUGUCAUUUGUUUUGAAGUACUUGCAAACGAGAGUAUGCGUCCGAAUAAAUUACGUCGGCAUAUUGAGACUAAGCAUCCUGAUUUGAUAGAUCAACCACUCUCUUAUUUCGAAACAAAGUUGAAAGAACAAAAUACGUCCAAAACAAAAAUUACACAGUUCACCAAGAUCAAUAAAAAAGCUAUGCACGCUUCGUACUUGAUAAGUUUACAAAUCGCAAAAGCUGGCAAACCACAUACUAUCGGAGAGAAUUUUGUAUUGCCAGAAAUAAAAGAUACAGUUGAAGUAAUGUUUGGUGACAAAUUCUCGAAAGACGUCGAAAUGAUACCACUAUUAAAUGAUACAGUUACACGUAGGAUUAAUGACAUGUCUCAAUGGACAGAAAAUCAGCUAAUUGAAAGAGCCAGUAAAAGUAGAUUUUUCUCACUACAACUAGAUGAGUCUACUGAUGUUCAAGGUUUAUGUCAGCUGCUUGUAUUCAUACGUUAUAUAUGGAACAACGCACCACAUGAAGAUAUGUUAUUUUGUGAACCAAUUAUUCGAGGUACUAGUGAGGAAAUAUUCAAUACCCUUAAUACUUAUAUCAAUAAAAAAGGUCUUGAUUGGGUAAAAUGUGUCGGAUUAUGUACAGACGGUGCUAGAGCUAUGUGUGGUAAAAAUAGUAGUGUUGUAACUCGAAUGCUUGAAGUUAGUCCGAAUGCAUCAUGGACUCACUGCAACAUUCAUAGGGAAGUUUUAGUAUCGAAAAAUCUGCCGGAUAACUUGAAAAUGGUGUUGAACACUUCUGUGAAAAUAGUCAAUUUCAUUAAGACAAGGCCACUGCAAUCACGAUUAUUUGAAAAGUUGUGUGAAGAGAUGGGAAGUUCUCAUAAAUCUCUUCUUUUGCACACUAAAGUACGUUGGCUGUCAAGAGGAAAAGUAUUAACAAGACUUGUAGAACUCCGCGAAGAAGUUGCACUGUUUCUAAAGGAAAAAACUGAUCUGGCAAAAUCGUUGCACAAUGAAGAUUUUAUUUUGAAGCUCACGAACUAA